Athene cunicularia (burrowing owl) is the source of this 2252-nucleotide messenger RNA. It is a transcript of the gene GADL1, whose product is annotated as glutamate decarboxylase like 1. The transcript has 14 exons. Gene Ontology annotation, cellular component: cytoplasm. Gene Ontology annotation, biological process: carboxylic acid metabolic process. The record is from RefSeq and is a predicted model, not a curated record. Gene Ontology annotation, molecular function: carboxy-lyase activity; pyridoxal phosphate binding. The coding region runs from base 46 to 1503 and encodes 485 amino acids. NCBI's taxonomy places the organism in Eukaryota, Metazoa, Chordata, Aves, Strigiformes, Strigidae.
CCCCCUCCCCUGCGGUCCGCACCCGGCUCCCACCGCGAAGGCGAGAUGGAGGUUGAUAUUUGCAAACAGGAGAUGCUCCAGAAGAAGAAGAAUGCUGUUUUGGUGGAUGGGGUCAUCCUAAAUGGUCCAAUAAUGGACUCAAAAGCAGGAGAGAAGUUUGUGGAAGAGGCCUGUAAGAUUAUAAUGGAAGAAGUCAUCCAGAAAGCUGAUGAUGUAACAGAAAAGGUUUGUGAAUGGCAAGCCCCUGAGACACUGAAGCAGAUUCUUGACCUGGAAAUGAGGGAUACUGGAGAAUCUCAUCAGAAACUCUUGCAGCUCUGCCGGGAUGUUAUACAAUAUAGCGUCAAAACUAGUCAUCCAAGAUUUUUCAAUCAGCUGUAUGCUGGAAUAGAUUAUUACUCGUUAGUGGCUCGUUUCAUUACAGAAGCACUGAACCCAAGUGUAUAUACAUAUGAAGUAUCUCCUGUGUUUCUGUUGGUGGAAGAAGCAGUCAUCAAGAAAAUGAUUGAGUUCAUAGGCUGGGAAGAAGGUGAUGGUAUAUUUAAUCCAGGUGGCUCUGUUUCUAAUAUGUAUGCUAUGAACUUAGCAAGAUACAAAUUUUGUCCUGAGAUAAAGGAAAAAGGGCUUUCAGGUUUGCCAAGACUAGUCCUGUUCACUUCAGAAGAGUGUCAUUACUCCAUGAAGAAGGCAGCCUCCUUCCUGGGUAUUGGUACAGAGAAUGUUUACUUCAUCAAAACGGAUGAAAGAGGUAAGAUGAUACCUGAGGAACUGGAGAAACAAGUCCAGCGGGCCAGGAAAGAGGUGAGAGGGGGAGAGCAUGAAGGAGAGAGGAGGAGGAGUGCUUCUUGGGGUGGCUCAGCUUUGAUAUCAAGGAAGCAUUGCAGACUUCUUCAUGGCAUCCACAGGGCUGAUUCUGUUGCCUGGAAUCCCCAUAAAAUGCUGUUGGCAGGAAUCCAAUGCUGUGCUCUUCUGGUGAAAGACAACUCUGGCCUCCUGAAGAAGUGUUACUCUGCCAAGGCUGCAUACCUGUUCCAGCAGGACAAGUUCUACGAUGUCAGCUAUGACACUGGUGACAAGUCCAUUCAGUGCAGCAGGCGUCCAGAUGCGUUCAAAUUCUGGCUGAUGUGGAAAGCAUUGGGAACCACAGGCCUGGAGGAGAGAGUAAACAGGGCACUGGCUUUGGCUAGAUAUCUAGUGGAAGAAAUUAAGAAAAGAGAGGGAUUCCAGCUUCUUUUGGAGCCGGAGUAUGCAAACGUUUGCUUUUGGUACAUUCCACCAAGCUUAAGAAGAAUGGAGGAUGGACCUGAAUUUUGGCAGAAGCUACACCAGGUUGCUCCUAUAAUUAAAGAAAGGAUGAUGAAGAAGGGCAGCAUGAUGCUUGGGUACCAGCCUCACCAGGGCAAAGUCAACUUCUUCCGCCAGGUGGUGAUCAGCCCGCAUGUUAGUCGAGAAGACAUGGACUUCUUGCUGGAUGAAAUUGAACUGCUUGCAAAGGACUUGUAGCUGUAGCUCCACAGCACCAGGCGCUGCUCACAUGUGAUAUUUAUGGAGAGCAGCAUUCUGGUGCUACUUUGUGAAAUGUAGCAAAAAGCUUGACAUAUAGUUUGGAAACUGUCAUUUUACAGAGUGAUGUUGAGAGCUUUGCAGGUAGAACACCCCAUUCACAGGAAAGUAUUUGCUGAUGGCAAAUCAGCUGAGUGGCCAGAAGUAGGCCGGUGCUUGCAGCACCACUGCCAUUCUGGGAAGUGUUUCCUCAAGAAGGGAGCACUUCUGAAAAUGGUGUCUGUGUCCCAGGGAGGGCAGCUAUUUAUGGGGUGCCUGUGCACAGUGUAGCUCAAACUGGUCACUUACCUAUGCAGGCAAUUCCUCCAAAGUUACUCUUAGGAGUGGAUUUAGCUCAGUGAGCCUUAAAAUGCUAGUUAAUACUCUGUCUAUUCUGUCAAUAUUUUACUUUGGUAUGUGUUUAAGGGUAGACGCCUGGUUUGUAAUCACACUGAUAGGACUGGAAAUUGUGGACUUACAUGAAGAGUUCCUCAAGGUCACUAACUAGGUGGAUUGCCCAGGUUUUCCCCUUUGAGCACAGGCAGACAUCAGAACGGGGCUUGGUGGGGUUGUGCAGUCACCAUCCCUGGCGGUUUGCAGGACUCCCCUGCACAAAUCCCCAAGCAACCAGUAUUGACCCUGCUUUGAGCAGGCUGAACUAGAUGACCUAUUAAGGUCCCUUCCAACCUCCAGGAUUUUGUGAUUCUAUG